GGAAGUUGGAGUGAGCGCCGCGAGAACCGGGCAACCCGGCGGGCGGGCGACCGAGCGACUGACUUCUUCAUGCGCUCCCCCGGCGCUGCUCUGAACGUGUGGCCGCCCGCGGCUCAUCUUUUUUAGGUGGCCGGAGGAGCGACACCCUCCCCACCACCCCCGCUGCCUGGCUGAGAGCCCCCGCGUCCCCGGUACAGCAUGGUCAUGGCGGACAGCGAGCAGAAGGCUGCAGCGCACCGGGGCCCCGUGCGGGUGGGCUUCUACGACAUCGAGCGCACUCUAGGAAAGGGCAACUUCGCCGUGGUCAAGCUGGCGAGACACCGCAUCACCAAGACGGAGGUGGCGAUCAAGAUCAUAGACAAGACGCAGCUGGACUCAGUCAACCUGGAGAAAAUCUACAGGGAGGUGAAGAUCAUGAAGAUGCUGGACCACCCACACAUCAUCAAGCUGUACCAGGUCAUGGAGACAAAGAACAUGCUGUACCUGGUGACGGAAUACGCUAAAAACGGGGAGAUCUUUGAUUACCUGGCGGGCCACGGUCGGCUGAGCGAAGCCGACGCGCGUCGCAAGUUCUGGCAGAUCCUGUCGGCCGUGGAGUACUGCCACAAUCGGCACGUUGUCCACCGGGACCUGAAAGCAGAGAACCUGUUGUUGGACGGACAUAUGAACAUCAAGAUCGCAGACUUCGGCUUUGGAAACUUCUUCCAGCCAGGGGAGCCCCUGGCCACGUGGUGCGGCAGCCCCCCCUAUGCUGCCCCUGAGGUGUUUGAGGGACAGCAGUAUGAGGGCCCCCAACUGGAUAUAUGGAGCAUGGGCGUGGUGCUGUACGUGCUGGUGUGCGGAGCCCUCCCGUUCGACGGACCUUCUCUGCCCGUUCUCCGUCAGCGCGUGCUGGAGGGCCGCUUCCGCAUCCCAUAUUUCAUGACGGAAGACUGCGAGCACCUGAUUCGCAGAAUGCUGGUGCUGGACCCCUCCAAGCGGCUCACCGUGACACAGAUCAAGGAGCAUCGCUGGAUGGCUCUGGAGGUGCCUGUGCAGCGUCCCCUGCUCUACCAGCACAGCGGCACUGAGGAAGGGGGCAGCAAUGAGCCCGGUGUGGGUGAGCACAGUGAGCAGGUGCUCCGCCUAAUGCACAGCCUGGGGAUCGACCAACACAAGACCAUAGAGUCCCUACAGAACAAGAGCUACAACCAUUUCGCUGCAAUCUACUACCUGCUGGUGGAGCGGCUCAAGGCCCACCGCUGCAGCUUCCCCGUGGAGCAGAGGCUUGACGCCCGCCAGCGUCGACCCAGCACGAUCGCCGAGCAGACAGUCGUCAAGGCAAGCAGUGGCUCCGCACAAGUGGGGCUCCUUCCUCAGAGCAUGAGGCUCCUGCGUUCCCCUGCGCUCCCCCAAGCCUCUGCCGAUGCUUUCACUUUCCCCCAAACCCCGUGCCCACCCGAACACAGCCUCAUGGAAGAGGAGGUGGCCACGCCACAGGUCAACGGUUGCCUCUUGGACCCUCUGCCCCCGGCCAUCCGCAAGGCCAGUGGCUCCCUGCCCAGCAAUAUGAUGGAGACAUCCAUCGAUGAGGGCAUCGAGACCGAGGAGCCGGAUGGCGAGGAUGACCCCAUGCACGUCCCUACCGCUGUGCAGGGGCCCCGCUUUGGCCAGAGGCGGCACACGCUCUCGGAGGUCUCCAAUCAGCCCGGUGCAGUACCGACCACAGCGAAGCUCUUCAGCAUGGGCCACAACCCGUCCCUGGGCAGCAUGGAUUCGGAAUGCGACAUGGGCUCCAUCCACAGCGACCUCAGUCUGCCGGAAGACGCGAGCACCGUUACGGAAGCGCCGCUCACCAGCGCUCCCAUGGGUGGUGUGACUCCGGUGUUCGUGGGCCCGCGUCCUUCCCACCCGGCCACGCGCGCCCUCGGCUCCCGGUGCAGGGAGGCCCACAACCGCUCUCCUAUCAGCUUCCGGGAGGGCCGGCGCGCCUCCGACACUUCCCUGACGCAAGGUCUUGUCGCCUUCCGGCAGCACCUGCAGAACCUGGCCCGCGCCAAGGGCAUCCUCGAGCUCAACAAGGUGCAGAUGUUGUAUGAGCAGAUGGGUUCCCAGGAAGGGCCCUCUCUCGAACCCACCGGCCCCAACCUGCAGGACCUUCUGGACCCCCAGCUGCAGGUGCCUGGAACCCAUCAGCAGAACUGCAUGUUUUCCAGUGGAGCCCGGCCCCCGUUGCUGUCCCGGCGACAGAGCCUGGAAACGCAGUACCUCACCCACAGAGUGCAGAAAGCAAACCUCCUGGCAAACAGCCCUGGAAGCUGUCAGAUGUUCUGCAAGGAGAUACCGCGAAGUCUGGAGCAGCAGCUGCAGGAGCACAGGCUCCACCAAAAGAGACUCCACCUUCAGAAGCAGUCUCAGCUGCAGGCCUACUUCAACAAGAUGCAGAUCGUGGAGGGCUCCUACCCUCCUCACCCAACGUUGGGACUUACAGAUUCUGUAGUGCCUCCUCAGGCACAGAGCGGGACCCCCCCAGGACCGGUGCAGACUAGUCCCCAGCAGUCUCCCACCUUCACCUGUGCUCCGGCCCUUAGCCCGCUGAUGGAGCCCAGCGCUGAAACCCUAGCCUACAGCCCAUACCUGGGCCAAUACCUCAAUGUGGGCUCCGCACCACUGCCCUCCCAGCUGCCUGAGGCCCCGAACUUUAGCUAUCCAACAUGUGAGGUGGCCCUACCCCCAUCAAUAGAGACCCAGUAUGACGAGCAGUACCAGUACCCCCUAGACCCCGGGCAGCCUCCCCCACCAAUCCAGGCCGAAGGCCCGUCUGCUGGGUACGAAGGCCUAGCCCUACCUGAACUCAGCACUCCCUUCCUGGACUGCGAGAUGAUGGAGACAGUGGACUCACAGCAUGGCUUCGUGCUGGUCAACUGAGCAGAGACAGCAGAGACACAGCAUAACAACCAACAGCAAGCCACGCUGUGGACAGGUGGAGGCACUGGCGCUUUUAGGGAGUGGUGGGCAUGUCACCAUGCUUGCUCACGGUCCAAGACCUUACCCUUUUCUGUUGUUUCUGGAACCUCAAACUUCUUCACCAAGUCCCUCCACAUACGCCACAAGAUUACCCCCCAGGAGAGUGCUGUGUGCAUGGGACCUGAGUGUUCUCUUGUACUGUGUGGGGAGAGAAGGAAGUUUUCCGCACAAGGAAACCCAAGCACCUCAGAGCUCCUGCAUGGGGACUUGUUCACUGCGGUAACGGCGCAGAGUUGGGUGGCGGCUUCACCUCCUUAAUAGAGCACAAUUUUUGUAUAGACGUAGGACAAGGACUCAGCUCACAGGUUCCUUCGUGGGCUUGAAGUUUGGCGACACGACAGACACUGAGAAUGGUGAUGCACACUUGAGUUGCAUUGUAUAUUUUUGUUGAUGUGUGUUGCAAUACUGAAGCAAUAUUUUCAUCUGAAGUGGAAGGAAGCCUUAAGUCGAAGCCAUGCAGGUUUCCAAUGGAGGACACAACACUAAGUCACGUGACACUGGGUUUAGGCUGAAUGCUCUGAGUUUCUCAACAAAAGCUAAAAGGAACAUUAAAUCAGCCUAGUUUAAAAACACAAUCAGACAAGUGCUGCCUGAAACAAAACAUGACCUUUGUAGGAAAGCAUUUGUAACAUAGAGCGGAGCGGCACUUUUGCCAGGGCACUUUUUCGAAGGCAGUAAUAAUGUAACAGAGAAGAUGGAAUAGAUACCAGGGACGAGUUCAGAAGGCAAUAAUCUCUGAAAAAAGGCUGAUGGGAGAGUUAGAGCAGAACCACUUUACACGAUUCCACGUACAGCUCUGGACUUCACUUCCCAUGAUCCUUUAAUCCAUCGAACUCCCCCGCGGCGACUUUUCUUUAACUCUGGUUAACAUGACAGUGAGACAUGUGUGAUGCGUUAAUGAAAUGUAAAUGUUUUUGAGCAAAAGGAGACUAAAAGCUGCCGGUCCCUUACUGUAAACAAGGGUUAUGUGUCAGUGAUUUGAUCUUUACGCUGUUGUAGAAAUUAGGGGUUAGAGAUUGUGAAGACCCAAAACCGGCUUACAGGAAACAACAAAAUUGUGUGUUUGCUGUGGUAGUGCUGUGCCUUUUUUAUUUUCUUUUUAUUCCUUUAAUUUAAAAAUGGAAAAUGGAUGUUGAUUUGGUUCUAUUUUUGUUUUUAGAAUCCUUUCUGGAAGUAGUUUUUACAAAGGUACAAAACCAAAUCCCCUCCAGAAGUCCUGUGUGAACCCCACCAUGUGGAGUUAUGGGCUUCCUAGUUAGUUUCAUGACAGUGCUGUUUUGGUCCAUCAGUAUAUGCCAUUCAGAAGUAUUAGAGCAAUAUUUAUAACCAAUAACUAUGAUACAAUGUAAAGAUUGUGAAUGUGUUAUUUCCUUGUCUGUCAUUUCACAUAAACAGGAAAAAGACUGGUUGGAAAAACAAUCUAUAACAAUUACCUUCAUUGCUGUUGAUCAUGCAUAAGCUAAUGUGCUGUUGGGAUUUUAAAAAAGGUAAUUUGAAACUAA
This is a messenger RNA of Scleropages formosus (Asian bonytongue), 4508 nucleotides long. RefSeq names its product serine/threonine-protein kinase SIK2-like. The transcript has 15 exons. Lineage: Eukaryota; Metazoa; Chordata; Actinopteri; Osteoglossiformes; Osteoglossidae. Bases 199 to 2907 code for a protein of 902 amino acids. Gene Ontology annotation, cellular component: cytoplasm. Gene Ontology annotation, biological process: intracellular signal transduction; protein phosphorylation; microtubule cytoskeleton organization. Gene Ontology annotation, molecular function: ATP binding; tau-protein kinase activity. The record is from RefSeq and is a predicted model, not a curated record.